Messenger RNA from Acromyrmex echinatior (Panamanian leafcutter ant), 7872 nucleotides. RefSeq names its product Brefeldin-resistant Arf-GEF family protein schizo (gene siz). Gene Ontology annotation, molecular function: guanyl-nucleotide exchange factor activity. Lineage: Eukaryota; Metazoa; Arthropoda; Insecta; Hymenoptera; Formicidae. The record is from RefSeq and is a predicted model, not a curated record. Gene Ontology annotation, biological process: actin cytoskeleton organization; regulation of ARF protein signal transduction.
CUCAGUCAAGCUGAAACCGCGAAGGAUCGCGAUAGAGCGAAGCGAGCGAGCGAGCGAGCGAGCGGACGCGUGCCUCUCGCAAACGUUUCACCGUUUCUCCGCUCGUUCGCCAUCGAUCGUAGGAGGAAAAGAUUUUGUAUUCUUACGUCCGUGGUGAUUUAUCAAAUCGACCGUGAUACUCGAAGACGACGUGCAGUGACAAGUGAGCGACUCCCUGAUCCUCCCUCGCGAUAACGCGCGUAAUGGAGAUACGGGAAAUGCGUUUUUGCGGGUGAUACGAUAAGACGUGCGCGAUACAUGAUUCGCAGCGACGAGGCGGAACAACAACGGAGCGAAUCUUUGUAAUUCCUACCACGAUGCUCCCGUCGCAGUCUCUACGACUAACCAGGCGGAACUUGCUUACGGGAUAUGAUGUCAGUGAAAUAAAUGAAAGACGUGUAUGCCGUGUGUAGCCGUGUGCGCCUUAUCGGCAGUUACCGUAUCGGUGCGCCUUAAAAAGCACGCUGAAUCAUCGCGCGGUAAAAUUGACGGUGUGCCGCGGUGCGUCGUUUAUGCGAUUGGCAUAAACCCCUCUUACGAGGCAAGGUGUUGUGGAAAGUUACACAAUAGAAUACAAUAACGACGAGGAGGAAAAAAAAUUAGCUGUCCACGCUGCGGCGGCAAGAGCCGGUCUUCAGUUGCGAAAGUCGCGCACUGACCGUGAUCUCGGUAUUUAAAGAAGGUCAUCGAAUCAAUGAGACAAAGAUCAAAGGAUCGAGAGGCAUCUAUUAAGUCGCUCUGCUCUCUUCCUCGCGUUAUACAUGCGGAAAAUCACGACGAUGGAGGGGAGCAAAGCAGCGCGAGUUACUUGUCUCUCAGUCGGUCGCUACGGCUUUCACGACGGUUCGUUGGAUACCGAGCGUAUCUUCUCUAACGUGAUUACUCUUCUGCCAGUUAACCAAAGAAUAUUGUGGUAAUUCGCGAAUGUUAUUUACGAAUUGAAUUAAAACGUAUAAUCUGUGCGAAAAACGCAACAAUGAACUCGAAUCGAAGCGGGACUCAUAUCCCGGAACGGUGAACAUUUUCGUAACGAACAGUGAUGAUCACAUAUACGAUGAUCGAGCCACGCAGUGAUAGGGUGACGGUCUGCUCACCCCAGACUCAGCACCACUGCUAUCAAGUGAUACGAACCACCAGAGUGCACCAAAGUUCACGAAGCUCGAAGAUGGUGACCGUUCAGGAAAGGGUCGUCAGGUCGCGUCUUCAAUUGGGUUACUCCACACCGACGUCAUUCAUCAAUCGCUUCCCGUCGAAGGUGGAGAGACCGUCGCACAGCAGUACGGCCGCUAGCCAGAUCCACGGCAACAGCAUGCACGGCGCGUACUCGUCUGGUAGCCAGACGUCCCUGUCGACGACGUCGUACAUCACGGGCCAGUCCUACAUGCAGAAUCAGAAUUAUGCGCACGGGCCCCCGUAUCCUGCCGCGAGCGUGCAGGUCUAUUCGCACAACGCGACAGGCUACUCGCAGCCGCAGAGCUAUGGCACGAUGGUGCAGGGCUUCGGCGGGCAACCACAGUCCGCUGGGUACCAGCAGAAUCACCUUAAGAAGGGCUCGGUCCGUAACGGCGACGUGCUCAAGCGGUGUCGGCUGCAGACCGCGUACGAGUUGUCGCAGGAUCUACUUGACAAGCAGAUCGAGAUGCUGGAGCGGAAAUACGGAGGCGUGAAGGCGCGGAACGCGGCACUGACGAUUCAACGUGCCUUUCGGAGGUACACAUUGCUGAAGAAAUUCGCGGCGAUCACGGCGAUGGCCAAGGCAGAAAAGCGAUUGAGUAGAAAGCUUCAAGAAUUGGCGAUCGAUCGCUCGGGCAAUCUCAACGAUCAUGAGAGAAUGGUUUAUCAUAGUCAAAUAUACAUUCAGCAGGCACAGUCCGCCAACAGCAGACCGAUGCCGAUCCGAAGCAUGUCUCUCAGGGAGAGGCGGCACGUGGACAAUUCGCAAUCGCCUAUACCGAGAAGUCAGAGCGGUAGAUGCGAGGUCCAGGUCAGCGGCCAUCAACACACAAAUCAUAAUUUGCAUCAGAGCGGUAGACAUACGCCCUCAUUGGCGCCCAGCCCAUGCAAUCGACAUCAGCAAUUACCACCGAGUCCCUGCUGGGAAUCGAGCUCCCAGGAGAGCGGCUCCAGUAUCCAUUAUUACAAUCCACAGGAAGCCCUGUGCGGCCUGAGACAAGAAACGCCGCCAAGAGACUUGCUGCGAACACCAUGUACAUCGCCGUCGACACCGCACAAUCUACAGACGACUAUAUCGCAAAAUUGGAACAACGCCAACCAGCUUGGUCCUGGCAGAACGAGAUGUUCCGGUAAAAAAGUCCCCCCGGAGGUGCCGAAGAGAACGUCUUCUAUCACCUCGAGAUCCAUGGAACCACGACAUAACGGUCUUAGUAAAAGUGUGGAGAACGGAAGUCUAAGUUCGGUGCAGAGCUCCGGUAGUGAUUCCACCAAUUGCGAAAGCUCCGAGGGUGAUGCUCAGAGAGGAUCUCCUGUCUGGAAGCACAAAGGGAUUUCGAGUUCGCCGGAACAUCAGGAAUGCGCGAGUCAUACUGCUGACACGGCGGCGAUGACCGCUAACGUGAAGGAGCUUGGCCACUCACAUGCCAGCUCCGGUUAUCAGCUUCCCCUAAUGGACCAUACGGAAAGUCUGCCGCCUCAAACGAGCUACAAGGUGUCCGAAACAGUAAGGAAGCGACAAUACAGGGUCGGUCUAAAUCUUUUCAAUAAGAAACCGGAAAGGGGAAUCAGUUACCUUAUCAGACGUGGAUUUUUGGAGAACAGUCCGCAAGGAGUCGCCAGAUUCUUGAUCAGUCGAAAAGGAUUAUCCAAACAGAUGAUAGGAGAGUACCUUGGGAAUUUGCAGAACACUUUCAAUAUGGCAGUACUUGAAUGUUUCUCCCAGGAAUUAGAUCUUUCUGGAAUGCAAGUGGAUGUCGCUUUACGAAAGUUUCAAGCCUACUUCAGAAUGCCUGGCGAGGCGCAAAAGAUCGAGCGGUUAAUGGAAGUCUUUAGUCAACGUUAUUGCCAAUGCAAUCACGACGUAAUAUCGAGGCUGCGAUCGGCAGAUACCGUUUUUGUCUUGGCCUUUGCUAUUAUCAUGCUUAAUACGGAUUUGCAUACACCCAACCUAAAGCCUGAGCGCAGAAUGAGACUCGAGGAUUUCAUAAAGAAUCUUCGAGGAAUCGAUGAUUGUGGUGAUAUAGAUCGGGAUAUCCUAGUUGGCAUUUACGAACGAGUGAAAGAUAACGAAUUCAAGCCGGGCUCAGACCAUGUGUCGCAAGUAAUGAAGGUCCAAGCGACUAUUGUUGGAAAGAAGCCAAAUAUGGCGCUACCACAUAGAAGAUUGGUGUGUUACUGCAGGCUCUACGAGAUACCGGACAUUCAUAAGAAGGAGAGACCUGGCGUUCAUCAGAGAGAGGUUUUCCUCUUUAACGACCUGCUCGUUGUCACAAAGAUAUUGAGCAAGAAGAAGAAUAGCGUAACUUACACUUUCAGACAGAGCUUUACACUUUGUGGCAUGGUGGUUACUUUAUUUGAAGUUCCACAUUAUCCAUAUGGCAUAAGACUCUCUCAGCGUGUCGACGGAAAAGUUCUAGUCACAUUUAAUGCUCGAAACGAGCAUGACAGGUGUAAAUUUGUGGAAGAUCUUAGAGAAUCUAUCAGUGAAAUGGAUGAGAUGGAAACUUUACGUAUUGAAACUGAAUUGGAGAGACAAAAGAGCAGUAGAGGUGCGCGAGGCGGUGCAGAAAACAGAGACUCUGGCGUCGCUGAUGUAGAGAUAUGUCCUUGUCCCGGAACUUGUUCCGAUAGAACAGAAACAGUCGAUGUCGACACGCAAUUGAAACGUUCCGCCCUUAGUAAUUCUCUUCUUGAUAUACACGAGCAGUUUGCCGGUGAGAAGCCACAGCGUCGUGGAAGCGUGGGUUCUCUGGACAGCGGUAUGUCUAUUUCAUUUCAAUCUACUUCUGCCAGCUCGAUGAGCCAAGGCAUUAAACAUCCUGGACAAGUUCAUUCUAUUCAUCCAGGAGCUACAAUUCCUGGGGCCGGUGGUAAGGGACUGGCUCAGCAACCGUCUUUUUUAGGAGGUCUUUUCGCCAAACGAGAGCGAAAACUGUCACAAUCUGAAGAGUCCGGUCCUUACAGUCGCACCACAGAAGUAUAAUGUACUCUUCCAGUAACGUAAAUGAGGUACACUUUCGUAUAUCUUCUGUUUUCUUCUAGUACGCUUCGUGUUUUUAAUCAGAUAAAGACGUGUUUAUGUCUCGCGUUUAUGUCGAAAAUUUGAAUAGCAAUAAUUACUCUCUAAUUUAUUCAUAUUAAUAAAAUUGCGAUUUCUUCUACUUGGAACUUCUCGUCGUGCAGUUUUUUCUUCUCUAAAAAAAAAAGUGAAUUAUUACAAGCAGCAAGCCUGCCGUGAACUGUUCUAUUACCGUACUAAUAGAGUAGUGUCUUUUUAUACGUGCAUCACGAAGCGUGCUAAAGGAUUAGAGCGCUAAUGACGACAGCUAAUAAAGAUGUAAAUCUGAAGGAUUGGGCAGGAUCCAAUCGCCAGGCGCAUUUAAAAAGAAAAAGAAAAUUUUAACCUAUUCUCCUCUCCCGAGACUAUGUAUAGUAUUUAUUCAUCUAAAACAACUAAUGGACACAUUUUUCACACUGUAUUUAUAAUUUACGAAGACGCGAUAUUGAAUGAUAGAAUUGUGUGUAGAUAAUAUUACAUUUUUGCUUAGUUUUACACAGACGGGCGUUAACAAGUAGAAUUUAAUGAAGAGAAAAUCUUAAAUCACAAGAAUUGUAAGAAUACGAGAUACCAUCGAGAAUUUCUAAUAGUAAUCGCUAUCAGCAAGUAUUAUCACCAUCACUAAUUCGAAAAAUUGUAAAUAAUAGGCUUAUAACGACGUUCGAAACGAGUUGUCACAUGUAACAAAAAGAAAUUAGUAUAAGGGAAACGAUAAGCAAUCUCUAUCGAUGUUAGGUGCAUGUUGAUGUCUAACGAUUUUUAUUAACGGAAACGUGAAGUUUGAAUGUAGCAAUGAAAUAAGACUUAACGUAAGACGUAAGACGUGUUUGUCAUUAUAGCAAUCUAUUGAUAAUCAUUCACGAGAAGUAGUUUUUGCUUAUGUAUGUUGAAAUUUUGACUCGAAGUUGUUCACAUUUUCAAAAGAAGAAAAAAAGGAGCGAAAAGAAAAAAACUCAUCAUGUUAAAUAUAUCCAUAUGAUUAAUUCGUUUCUCGUUUUUCGCGGCAAGAAUAGACGAUAGAUCUAAACGUCGAUAAUAUCGUUGCGAGAAUAUAAUCACGUAAGUUAAGAUACAUACGCGAAAUAAACGGGGAAAAAAAGGAAAGAAAAAAACGCGCAUGCCUUAUAUACUGCCAUGAUAAAAAAAAAUCUCCCGCGACCGAGGAACGAACUAAUGAAAUCACAAUCGUAGAGGAGGUCGGAAAUUUUUUUCCAAGAGCUGUGGAAUUGUAUGACAAACUAAUUGAUCAUGUACAUAGCGCUGAUCGUGAUAUCAGCUGGCUGUAAACAAGCAAACGGCGUUCAUUAAUUUAAUGAUAAUCUCCCGUUAAAAUAACGCAUCUACAUAGGAGGAGUGUUUAAUAUAAUUCUACCUUAGAUUUCUACUCUCUUUACUUGUGCUCUAAUUCUUUCUUAGUAUCGUGAAUAUCAGACGUGUGUUUAAUCAAAAGAUUUUAAUGACGUUACAAAGGGAAAGGAGAGAGAGUGAAAGAGACCCAGUAGGUCAAGUCUGCUUAAACAGAUUUUGCAAAUCAUUAACAAAUUUUGAUGCAGAAUCUGUUAUAUCAGAUGCUGGCGACAGAAUGUCACAAAAAAAAUAUAACAAUUUGUUUGCAUGAUUUAACACCUCGAUAGGCAAAUUGAAAAUAUUGCACAUUAAUGGCAUCAUGAACUUACGACAAUUUUGCAAUAAUUGCGCUAGGAUGAUUCGAUUUUGAAUAUAUUAUUAUUUUGCUGAAAUACUAUAUUGAACUUAAUUGAGCACAGUUAUUAACAGUUAUUAAUGUUUUAGAAAAGAUCAGAGUUUUUACAUCUGUUUUGUAAAUAUACCCGUAAUUGCAGAUUACAAAUUUUAUACAAGAUUUUGUUAUAUAAUUUAUUAAGUGUGUUAUCCUAUCGAGGUACAGCUGAUUGACAGAGCAUAAGAAAGUUUCAAUUCGGACACAGAUGGUACUGAUCUGCUGAAUUUUUCUAAUCGAAUUUGUUAUCAAUCUUCUGGCAUUCUGCGAAUAGUUUGCUUACUGGGGAGAAAAAGAGAUGCUUUCGGCCGCAUUGUUAAUAUCAGCGAUAAAUUUUGUAAUUAUCGUUAACUUAAGAUUAAGAUUCGUUAGAGAGAACGAGUUUGCAAUCGGUCAAAAGAUAUUGUGCAAAAAAGAUUCUCGUUCUCCUGUAUUGUAUCAGAAUUUUUCCAGCGCGCUGAACGAAAAGCGAUGUCUAGAGAUAAGUUGCCGGGCUGAAAAUUUUUAUACGUAACCGCAUGAUCGACUACGUUCUAAUUUUGCGCCUGUCACGUCUGCUAAUAACUGUUAUCGAUUGAUCCUUGACACGUACGACCCGUAUCGCUAAUGUACUUUAUAAACGUUGUAAACGAUCGAAUGUUGAACACUCCGUUCUAUUUAUGAUUCUAAUAAAGAGAAACGAGAAAAGGAGCAGAGGAAUUGUUGAAAUUGUCGAGAGACAAUUUACGUAUUUGUGGUGGCUUGUCGACAAUACAUUUUGUUUACAGAAAGAGAGAGAAAGAGAGGUAAACGAAGGUAUAUUUCCAUGCCUGUUGCGAACUUUUCUUCAUUAAGUGCUUUCCAUUUGGUGGCACAAGUCGACACAAGUGUCGUUUUAUUUUUAUUGCUUACUAAAUAUAAAGAAAGAUGGAACGAUGCUUGUAUCGAUUUGUGCCAUUAAAUGGAAAGCAUCCGUAUUAAACGAGCUACUCGCGCACGCAUCACCGACAUCGAUUCUAGUCUUUCUCAUCAACACGAUAUACGCGAUACGAUCUCGUACGACAGAAUACGGGAUUACCUCGCGAAGAUAAUCCUUUAAUGUGUCCAUUUCUAUCACUGUAAAUUAACGUUAAUCUCGGUUUAAUUUACUCUUUAUCCUUUUAUAAUUCUUAGAAUUAGAAAAAGAUAAAAAGUAAGUUAAAUCAAGAUUAAAGUUAAUCUACGUUAGUAGAAAUGGGCAGAAAUUGUACAGAGACACAUGAUCGACUUUAGAUGCAGCGUUAACGUCAACAAGUAUGCUAAGUUCCACGGACGAGAUCGCGUCAAUUCUUCUCACUGGCCACUCACUUAAAUAAUCUGAAUAAUUCUGUGAUAAUCUCGCGCGAGGGCAAGAAAAAAAAAAGACUGAUUAGGAAAACCCCAAAUUUUCUUACGACAUGUAUCUUUUUUUUUUCAUGUAUCACUUUAUCCCACCCUCACAAAGAAAAAGGAAUCACUUUAUUGAGCAAUGAGAAUGAGAUGACUUGAGCAUCGCCUCGCACUAUCCCUCGAAUUUGAUACCUAUUGUCAUACUGUCGUUGUCAGUCGCGUUAAAGUAGAAAUACGUAUUCUUGUUAGCGGAAAAAUAUCAGGGAAGAAUGGAUUGCACCAAAUUGGCGCGAUCUUUAAAGUCUGAUGCCCGAUUGAGCACGUCGCAGCCGUUAUUCGGCUUGCUCUCCGAGAAAGCCUUGCUGGUGAGAAAGCGUGUAUAAUCAAGAUCAAUCGCCCCUUUUCCUCUCGCCCCCUCCUCUUCCCUCUCAAUGCCAAAUUAUUAGUAAAUUUCUCCCUUGUUAGUCUAGUAAAUGCUGUAAGUACACUGUGUUAAUAAAUAACUCUGAAUCCGAAA